Messenger RNA from Myxozyma melibiosi, 755 nucleotides. Its product is annotated as histone-fold-containing protein. The coding region runs from base 66 to 488 and encodes 140 amino acids. Lineage: Eukaryota; Fungi; Ascomycota; Lipomycetes; Lipomycetales; Lipomycetaceae. The transcript has 3 exons. Gene Ontology annotation, cellular component: negative cofactor 2 complex. Gene Ontology annotation, molecular function: protein heterodimerization activity; TBP-class protein binding; RNA polymerase II general transcription initiation factor activity. The record is from RefSeq and is a predicted model, not a curated record. Gene Ontology annotation, biological process: negative regulation of transcription by RNA polymerase II; RNA polymerase II preinitiation complex assembly.
GUUGUGACGAUUUGCAAAGCUGAAGAACGACGACGAACGAAGAUUGAAGAAGAGGCCAGCAGCAAAUGUCGGACCGCGAGAAUUCUUCCGAAGACCUCUCGCUGCCCAAAGCGACCGUACAGAAAAUCGUCUCUGAGAUCAUUCCAUCCGACCUCGUCUUUUCGCGCGACGCCCGCGACGCGCUGAUUGAGUGCUGCGUCGAGUUCAUCGGUUUGAUUUCGACGCAGGCGAACGACAUCGCCGAGAACGAGACAAAGAAAACAAUCGCGUCCGAGCACGUAAUCAAGGCGCUGCAGGAGCUGGGGUUUUCGGAUUACAUUGAGCCUAUUCGGGAGGUUAUUCUUGAGCAUAAGGAGUCGCAGAAGGGACGAGAGCGCAAGAUCGGCAAGUUCGAGGCAUCCGGCAUGACAGAAGAAGAGCUGCUGAGAAAACAGGAAGAGCUGUUUGGACUUGCGCGGUCGAAGCUGCAGCACGACGAGGCUUUGUAGGAUUAUCUCAUAGAUCUACCUGAUGUGUUGACUAGUGGAUGUGUUGUUUUGUUAUGUUUUGUUUUGUUUAUCGAUCUUUACUCUUUUGUCUUUGUCAUCCGCUGUUCCUCUUUUUCUCUUUCUGCUUUGCUUUCUAUAGAACGGACGACUCGGCGUUAAUGGUCAAUUGUAAUUAUUCCUCACAUUUGUAUAAACAUCUUCUUCUGCUUCUGCUUCUUCCGCAGACUUGACUCGACUUGAUUGACUUGUCGCUUAUGUAACCAUUAU